AACAGCAAAGUUAGACCUCAAAUCUGACAUCUAAACAGCUAAAGUUGGCCUCUACGUAAACAGCCCGCUUAACUUAAAUAUAUAUGUAGCUGCAGUCUAACAUAUUUGUCUUCGUAUUAAAAAUAAUUCAGGGCGUGGAGGCUAUACGGUAGAAAUGCAGUCCACCUGUAACCGUGCGGCAGCCCCCACGGGGGCAGGGAGCGCAAGCGGCGGCGGAGGAGUCGCUGAGGUCGGGGAGGAGCGGCGACAAGGCUUCGGUGUUCAGGAGUGGCCCGACGGGUCAAAGUAUGAAGGCGAAUUUGUGGACGGCUUCAAACAUGGCAAAGGACGCUACAGUUGGAGGAAUGGAGAGUACUAUGAGGGCUAUUUCUACAAGGACUACAAACAUGGCGACGGAGUGUACUGCUGGCCCACAGGCCACAAGUUCACUGGCAAGUUCUACCUAAACAGGAAGGAAGGAUAUGGUAAUUUAAACUUUCCAGGUGGAGCCAUCUUCCAGGGUUUGUACCAGAGUGACCAGAGGUUUGGUCCUGGUGUGGUCACUUAUCCAGAUGGAAGGCAGGAUGUGGGCCUGUGGCUCGGGCAGCGGCUGCUAAAGAUCUGCUCCUCUGUGGAAGAAGUCUUUAGUCUGCAUGGUUUUCCAGAAUACGCCGCCUUCAUGCAGCCUGUUGCAGAAGCCUUGGUCAUUCAGGUGGACAUGGGCGGAGAUCUGCUGUCAGACGAGAGUUUUGUCCUUCCGCCCGACAUUGAGAGGUAUUCCACAGAUGGCGACCACUUGCCGCUCCCUCCUGCCCGCAGAGGAGAGUUGGAUCGACUCUUUCACGGUGAGCUCUGGGAGCCGGAUGCUCAUUCACGGCAAGGAUACGAGAGGGAGCCGCUCUCUAUUCUCCCUGUUCAGCUCCGCAUGCAGGCUCACAUACAUAAACACAGACUGCAGGCUGCAAACAUAGGCUGGGACGUUGCAGCUGUCCUCUCUCUGAACAGGGCUGGCUUUGGUCCUAGAGGACAUUUGGAAGUCCUCUCAGAACGGCUGAUUCAGCACAGCUUCAGAGGGGAAGUCCAGGCUGUGUCGCAGAUCCUCCAAACUGGCUUGGUCUGUCCGGAUGUAGCCGACUCAAAAGGACAGACCGCACUGAUUGCUGCCACUGUAAACUGCCAUAAUGAAGUGAUUCAUCUGUUGUUGGACAUGGGCGCUGAUAUUGACAAGCUGAACGGUGAAGCGAUGUCGGCCCUGGCUGUGUGCCACGUCCUCUACUAUCCUUUUCCGUCUCUGCACACAACUUUGAUUGAACCACUGAUCAAAACUCCAGUUUUGAUGUCUCCACCCUGUGAGAGCAGACCUCAGGUCAGCCAGCCUGACCUCCCACCGGGGACGCCGGUCCCUAACACUGAGCCUCAGUCCACCGACACAAACGUGAUGGCCCAGAGCAAUUUCAGCCAGCUCUCUGCGCAGGCAUCUGAGGAACCACCUUUGCACUUCUCACAUGAAGAGAAGAGCGAGGAGAUCGCUGCAGACUCUGAUCAUCUUCUCAAGGAGGAGGAGGAGAGAGAGGAGACAGGAGAGGGUGAAGCCUGUGAGGACACAGAAAAAGUUAAAGAUACGGAAAGUGAAUCAAGAAACGUAAAUGUUGAGAUCAAGAACGAUUUAACAGAGAGAGAAAAGACAGGAGUUGAUGAGCCGUCUGGCGCGGGGUGCUCCGUUCAAGGGGAAGUGGGAAGUGUGCAGUGGAAGGGGAAUCCAGCCAAGCAGGACGGAAACAAAGAGCUGACACAGGAACAGACCUUUGACUCAGCCUGUUCAGUGCGCAGCUAUGGCAUCGCUGUAACCGAAGAGAUGCUGCAGCACUCAGCUGAGGCGCUGAGUCAGACCGGCCGGCCUCAGCAGCGCGACUCCCAGGAGACUGUGCGCAAAAUGGCUGCCAUGAAAAUUGAGCUCCACACACGAUUAAACACCCUGAAGCUGUUACUGGAGCGGGGAGCUGACCCGAAUGUUGCCAGGGUUCCCAUGCCUGUCCUCUUUUUAGCCAUUAUGGCACGCGACACGGAGCUCGUCAGGACACUGCUGCUGUGUGGAGCUCGCACUGAUAUUCCCCUUCCCCCAGAGAAAAAAGGCUUUUAUCCCCUCCAUGUUGCUGCAGCGCUGCCCGGCCCUGAAGGCCCCCAAAUCACAGAGCUGCUUCUGCAUGCCGUCGCUGACCCCGACGCUCGGGCCUGUGACCAGGACAAGAUCCACGAACCAGAUCUGAUCUUCAUGAAGGAUAAAGAACGGCUGGACACCAGGAAGGACCUGGGUCUGAACGAGGGGGGCCGAACCGCCCUGCACGUAGCCUGCCAGAGAGAAAGUGACUAUUCGAAUGCCUGUAAAGUGGUGGCCCUCCUGCUCUCACACAGAGCCAGCACAGACCUCCUCUGGAGUGGACACUCGCCCCUCUCCUUGGCUAUUGCAAGUGGCAAUGACUUGGCAGUGGAGGAGCUCCUGAAGAGCGGAGCUGAUCCUAACUUACCUUUGGGCUGCAGGGUGGGCAGUGCCCUCUGCGCCCUCGCCAACUUCAACUACCGCUUAGGUGGCAGUAGAGUUAAACUGUUGGAAAAGUUAGCCAAGGCUGGUGCUAAUGUCUUGAUGCCAGUAACGGUGGGCGAAGUGGUGGGAACUGCGGUCGACUUUGCACACUACCUCUUCCACCAGGAUCUACACAUUGCUCGCACUCCAAUCCACACUCUGAGUACGGCGGAGAGGGAAAUAUUCAGAGCACGGCGCCACCUGCUGCGUGAAAUGUCGGCUCUGAUGAGACGGACCACCGGGCAGAUAAAGAGGAAGAAUGUAGGGAGAGAGCAGCACCCUUCUCUGAACGCCUCGGUGGACGAGUCCUCAAACAGGCCAGCAAGCAGCCCUGAUGAAAAUUCAGAGGCAGCAAAAACUCACAGGCAGCCACCGUUUAGGUUCUGCUAUCACUGCGGUCGCUCGGCCUUUGUGAAGCUGAUUGCUUGCGGCCGUUGCCUGAAGGUGUUCUUCUGCUCCAAGACCUGCAAACUGGAAGCUUGGGAUGAAAGGCACAAGGACGAGUGUCUCCAGGAUUCAGCCUCUGCUGAUGUCAUUCCGAGGAAUAUUGUGUUUAAAACUCAAAGAGGCACCAGACCUUUGACUGCACCGCAGCCGCUGAACGUCGCAGUGAGAUCCUUAAAGGUACCUGGGGCCUUUACCAUGGCGGAGAAGGUCUUGGAUCGCCAGGUCAACCUGAAAGAAAACUACAGUACCAACUGAUGGGUUAUAAAUGUUAAUGUGUUAAUCAAAAAAUAUAUGUUUUUAUAUUAAAGUAACAUGAAACAAGUCACCUUUUUAUCACCAUCCAACUGCUCCUAAUCAGAAUCUUUCUCUUUAUAUUGUUUGAAUUAUUGUUUAUUUUAGAGACAUUUAAUAAAAACUCCCUAAGGACAACUUAAAAUCAUGCAAUUAUAUGAUUUACAUAUGUUUGAUAUACUUUCAUCGGUUAGUUGAUGAGUAUUUUAUAAACAGAAUGUUGCAGUUUUUCCCACAACUUUUAUUUCUAUUUUGUUGUUUCUUUCAUCCCUUUUGGGUUUGGGAA
Messenger RNA from Fundulus heteroclitus (mummichog), 3584 nucleotides. RefSeq names its product ankyrin repeat and MYND domain containing 1 (gene ankmy1). The transcript has 19 exons. Gene Ontology annotation, molecular function: protein binding. The record is from RefSeq and is a predicted model, not a curated record. The coding region runs from base 155 to 3262 and encodes 1035 amino acids. Lineage: Eukaryota; Metazoa; Chordata; Actinopteri; Cyprinodontiformes; Fundulidae.